Schistosoma haematobium is the source of this 828-nucleotide messenger RNA. It is a transcript of the gene HLH13, whose product is annotated as Helix-loop-helix protein 13. Gene Ontology annotation, biological process: regulation of transcription by RNA polymerase II; developmental process. NCBI's taxonomy places the organism in Eukaryota, Metazoa, Platyhelminthes, Trematoda, Strigeidida, Schistosomatidae. The coding region runs from base 1 to 828 and encodes 275 amino acids. Gene Ontology annotation, molecular function: protein dimerization activity; DNA-binding transcription factor activity, RNA polymerase II-specific; RNA polymerase II transcription regulatory region sequence-specific DNA binding. The transcript is spliced from 3 exons. The record is from RefSeq and is a predicted model, not a curated record.
AUGGAUACAUGUAAUGAUGAAUUAUUAAUAGAUGAUCAUGAAUCUAUACUAUACCAAGAAUAUCAUUAUAUGACUCAUAUAAAUUCUGAAUGUGAAUUUUACACACAUCAAAAUAAACAACAACAGCAACAACAUCAACAUUCAGAUAAUCCAUUACAUCAUUAUCGUACAAAAUGUGAAACUAUGCAAACUAAUUUAUUGAUGUUUAAUAGAACAAAAGUUUGUGAAAAUCAUGAUUAUUUUAAUCUGGGAUUAAAAAAUAACACAUUUCUCUUACAGAAUACAUUAGAAAAUGUGAAUUGUUCACAUCGAAAUAACGAUACUACUAUACGUAGCACUGAAUUAUUUGAUAUUAAUGAUAAUUUUAAAACAAGUCAUGAUGACAUAUUCAAUACGACUAAUGAAUCAUAUUCAGAAUAUAUUCAUAAUGUUUUUGAUAAAGAUUUUCAAUCUUAUGCUAAGGUGCGUGAAAGACGAAGAAUGUUUAGUAUUAAUUCAGCGUUUGAAGCUUUAAGAUCAUGUUUGCCAACAUUCCCGUAUGAAAGACGAAUAUCUAAGAUUGAUACAUUACGACUUGCUAUUGCGUAUUUGGCAUUGUUGAAAGACUUAUUAGCCAACAUGGAAAUAAUUAAUCCAGAACAAAACAUAGAAAGAGGUCAGCUAGUGAUACAGUUUAUGAUUAAACGUCUAAAUUCAUCUAAAAGACACCAACUUAGUUGGUAUACUAGUGAUUUAAUUGCACGUCUAAAUUGGAUACGUUGGGAUCGACUUGGUUAUAGUGGUACAAUCGACUGGUCAUCUUCAAUUCACUCCGACUACCAUCAGUAA